Messenger RNA from Trametes versicolor FP-101664 SS1, 858 nucleotides. RefSeq lists its product as uncharacterized. The record is from RefSeq and is a predicted model, not a curated record. NCBI's taxonomy places the organism in Eukaryota, Fungi, Basidiomycota, Agaricomycetes, Polyporales, Polyporaceae. Bases 1 to 858 code for a protein of 285 amino acids. The transcript is spliced from 4 exons.
AUGUUCGAGGGGAUAGCGCGUCACAACGACCACCAAGCUAAGCUGCCAAACAUCACCGACGUCGCCACCUUCCUCGCCAUGGUUUCCUCGUAUACCGACGAAUCUCUGGGGCUCGGUGUUACGCCCUUAGUUUGUGGCGACAAGCUGCUAGAUCACAAUGCCACGGCAACACAACAGAACACCAAUGAUCUUGUACAGUCGCUUGCCCGCGACAGGGCUCGGGCUCCGGCGCUCGCAAGCGAUGCUUUCCCCGCGCUGCAUUACCUGUGUCACCUGUGGCCGGUGCGAGCGGCAGAGCGAUACUCCGGAACAAACGAUACCGCCGCCCUUCAUGUACCUCGCCCUGGUCCCGCCCGACCUCAUCUCCAGAUCGUCAGCCACGAAGGUCCUCUCACGAGUUUCCGAGUUUGGGUGCCGCCGGGACACUGGGGUUCCGCGGAGUUCACCGGUGCAACCUUCGUGUUCCAGUCCGGCUUUGGCAUUCCCAUGCUUUCACACUCACAAUGCAUGACAGACGGCAUCGCGGAUUACCUUCGGAAUGGGACGGCUCCUCUCGACGGGUGGUGCGAUGGGGGCGACCGCCGUUCGGAAAUAUCUGCGGGCAUGGUUUCCCGCUACGAUGAAGAUAUGGCCGCGUCCAGCACCUGGCGCCGCUUCUUCGCUGGAAAAUCUGCGUUGGCGCUUUUGAUCCUGUCUGUGCUUGGGACGGCCGUGUUGGCAUUCAAAGUAUGGCGCAGCUUCUCACACGACCGCAAAGGCGCGGUCGAAGCGGUGCUGGGUAAGGUUUGGACGACGCAGAGCAAUACUUUGGAUGUUCAUCCUGUUGGAGGCGAGUCGGUGAUUCCUGAGAAGUUCUGA